AUGAAUACUCUUGUAGUCUACGUCGGAUUCAUUACUUUUCUCUUCGGAUCCUUCGAAUGCUGUAGACCAAAUGCAGAUGGACAAUUUACAACUCUAGAACUAGGCAGUUCAUCUAAUGUCACAGCAGUAGUCGGCAGUGAUGUUUAUUUUAUUUGUUGUGGUGGACUGAAAUGGACAUAUGAAGCAGAAGACGACUAUACUAGCCGUGAGAUUGGACCACAUCCAUACGCCUUGAUUGGCUCAAGCAAACUGCCAUCCGAUGUGAAUUUACUUACAAAUGCUGUGGGGAACAGUUUGCCUACAGGUAUCAGUAGAAGUGGUGCCAGUGGUAAUACGAAGGAUUCUACAAAUUCACAAAAUACGAUACAAACUACAGUCUACACAAUGCAUGAUGAUAAAGGUCGACUGAUACUACGCAUAGACAACGUUGAUAUGCAAGAUACGGGACAUUAUAAAUGUCAUGGUCAAACAUCAAGUUUAGAUGCAUAUUUAGUGGUGACCAAUAAAAAUUAUCCUGGAGAACCACACAAUAAAACACUGCCACAAAGUGGAAGUAUGCUACCACAUUAUAUGAUGUUCUCAUCUGACCAGCUUAAUAAUGUGAAACUAGUUUGUCCAUCGGUUGGAACACAAACAGUUAAGUCGUGGCUAUGGCGUGAACCAGUUCUACCAAGUUCAACGGAAUAUGCUCAACUUCCACAAGGUCGACCACCAAGUCGUACAGUCACAGCUACCAAACCUGGUCUUCAUGAAGGUAAACAUGUUGAAAUUGGUCCAGAUUUGUCUUGGGCUCGAAUCGUUGACCCUUUGUCGCCUGAAGCACCUGUCAAAUUAUGGUGUCAGUUUAUGAUGCCUUCCCCAUGGGUUGGAAAGGAUCCAGUUAUUGCUUACUAUGAAAUAGACUGGGAGUUAUAUGAGCCAAUAUCACCACAAAUUUACAUUCUCCCAGGUGAUAAAGAAUCCAGCUCAGAGGAUAUCAACCAAAAUUUAUCAAAAUCAAUUCUGUCAAGUCAACAGUCUGUAAAUCAAGAGCAGCAGGCAUCAAAUGCGUAUACAAUUAACUCACACAUUGAUGAAUCAAGCAAACAGUCAAACUUUAAAGAUAACAAAAAGCCGAUAUUAUUGGAAAAUAAACCAGCUCGUAUUGCUUGCAGAUUUCGUUCAAUCACUAUCAUCUAUUGGUAUCGUAAUAAUCAACCUGUUCAUGUGCCACCAUUCUACGUGGAUAAUUCAUUGGUUAACCCACAUGGGCUAUCGAUUCUUUCAGUUCGCGCUUAUCCUACUGCACUUAGUCUGAAUCAGACAGAUGGAGAAAAGUCAUCAUCAUCACUGAAACUUGAUCAAUAUAAUUUGCCGGUCGAACAUCUUACAUGUUCGGUAAUAAGCAGAGUGAAAGAAACACCUGUGUAUAAAGUCACAUCAAACGCAAGUCUAGAGGCUGAAAUUAUCCUAGUUCCACGUAUCAUAAAUACAGAGUUGUUAUCAACUGAACGAAGUUUAGAGGAUGCAAUUAAGUUAACUUGUACAACUAUUGCUAACGGGCCGCCAAAUAUGCGUAUUGAUUUCAGUUCAACAGACAAACCAUCAACAAAUAAUGGUUUAACUCAGUGGGAGCCAUUGAAACCACGAUAUGGAUUAAAUAUCAGGCCAAGACAAGUUGAUCCAAACAACCCAACAAUACAUCGUCUUGUUAUUGAUAUUUCUGAUCUUAAACGUAGUGAUCAUGGAGUUUAUCGAUGUACAGUUUGGAAUCAAGCUGGUGAAGCUCAAGCAAUAGGACAUGUUUUGGUACAUUCUGAACCACAACUAGAAAUAAUCCCCUUUGGGCAUAAUUACUUCCUUGGCCAUAAACCAUGGAAAGCAUCAUGUGUAGUUAAAGGUUAUCCACUGGCAGUAAAAAAUUCAGACAGCAGCCAACAUACUAUUCGUGAUGAAUCGACUAUGAUUAGUAGAUCAAUAACUGGAGACAUUGGUGGUGUUGAUGGUGCUGGUAUUGGUACAGUUGGACGUAAAGACUUCAGUCAACCGGUAAAAGAUGAAACACCAUCAAUAAAAAUGAAGAUUUUCAAUAUAGAAGGAGAACCUCUCGACCGUGUCGAAGUCAGUCAGAUUGAUUACAAGUCAGGAAAGUUCAUUGGAAUUAAUGCCACCUAUGAGAUUCAUAUGAAUCAACGCUAUGGACGUGAAGCUAUUGUACGAUGUGAAUAUACUCAUAUAGACAAUCGGACAAUAUAUCGAGAGGUAUUUCUACGUGAAGCAACAAAGCCAACUGCACCAAAUAUAACUGUACUAUGUACUGGUCCACGUGCAAUUGUAUUUGGAAUAACCAAUCCAAAAUUGAAAACGGAUAAUAUACCUACAGAACGUAUUGUUACACAGAAGGUUAUAUUUGCACCUGCAAAAACAUUUCAUCUUUCGUCUACAUUGGCAAGUUUAUCAGUCUAUUUAGACUCUGAAGGUCAGCCAUCUGCAUCACCAGCUGAUAGUAAUGAUCCAUUGGAUAAAACCAUUUUAACAUCAGUCAGUUCUCAACCGCAAACUGCAGUGAUACCAGUUAAAGGCUUAAUACCGGAUACAGAAUAUGUAUUUGAAUGGUCAUCCGGUAAUGAAUUUGGUUUAAGUGUUAUGAUACAGUUUACGCUGUGGACAAAGAAACUUGAGACUGCACCGACAAUUAAAAAUGUUGUCUUCCUCAGUCCUACAUCACAAUAUCUUCGAUUCUCAACAUUUUUGGGUGAUCCUUGUCCAUAUGAAGGUGGUGCAAGACCAGAGUUAUCAGAUUUACUGGUCAGAUAUAGAAAUGCUAAAUCCAAUUCCACAUAUGAUCCAACACAAUUGGUAGGUUAUGGAGAUUGGUCUGAUACAGAAAUCUGUAAAAAUCUAUUGUCAACAUUAACACUAGACGAAGACAGUGGAAGUACUUAUCGUCCUGAAAAUGAAAAUAUUGGUACAGAAGAAGAUGAGUAUACCGGAAUAAAAUGGGCCGGUGAUAAUCCUAUACCAUGUGAAAUACCAGUACCUGAUACUCAAGUCGUUUAUGAGCAUAACCUAGCAUAAUAUUCGUUUCUACAUAAUGAUGCACUUUUAAAUACAUUACAUAAGUGAUUUUCAAUUCCAUUUCUUUUCUAAUGACAUUUG
Heterobilharzia americana is the source of this 3138-nucleotide messenger RNA. NCBI's taxonomy places the organism in Eukaryota, Metazoa, Platyhelminthes, Trematoda, Strigeidida, Schistosomatidae. The record is from the annotation of a GenBank genome assembly.